AUGUUCUCUGCCAUGCUGAUGGACGCCUACCGCGACGAACGCCCCGGGAUUCGCAUCGCCUACAGGACGGACGGUCACCUCCUGAAUCAACGGCGGACGCACUUCCAAUCACGCGUAUCCACAACCACCGUUCACGAACUCCUCUUCGCCGACGACUGCGCCCUGAACACCACCUCAGAAGAGCAGAUGCAACGGAGCAUGGACCUAUUCUCCGCCGCCUGCGAGAACUUCGGUCUGGUCAUUAACACGCAGAAGACGGUGGUGAUGCACCAACCGCCACCCAACUCAGCCACAGCUCCCAACGCGCCGCCGCAAAUCAGCGUGAAUGGGAACCAACUGCAAGUGGUGGAGAAGUUCCCGUACCUGGGCAGUACUCUCUCCCGCAACACCAAGAUCGACGACGAAGUCGCCAACAGGAUCUCGAAAGCCAGUCAAGCCUUCGGUCGCCUCGAAAGCACAGUUUGGAAUCGCCACGGUCUUCAGCUGAGCACGAAGCUGAAGAUGUACAAGGCCGUCAUCCUGCCGACGCUACUGUAUGGAGCGGAGACUUGA
Molecule: messenger RNA, 552 nt
Organism: Spirometra erinaceieuropaei
Lineage: Eukaryota; Metazoa; Platyhelminthes; Cestoda; Diphyllobothriidea; Diphyllobothriidae
Source: the annotation of a GenBank genome assembly